AUGGGGAUUGGUUCCUUGGUACUAAAAGCAAGAACAAUAAUUGAAAGUGAGAUAUUUGAAGAUGGUACCUCAAGUAACCAUAAUUCCAGAAGACUUGCUGAUUAUACUAAUGAAGUUGCUGACUUCAUCAUUGAAGAAACUACAAGAAACAAAACAAAAAGGGAGGAAGAUAAAACAAUCAUUGAAACUCACAAAACAAAGAGAUCAGAACCAAGAAAGUAUAUCACUUGUGUGGAUGAGAACUGUAAACGGUAUGUUAGAGCUUCUACAUUCAAACAUACUGAAUAUUUCAAAGUUAGGAAGUAUGUGAAAGAGCACACAUGCUCAUUGGUUGUCAUCAUGGAAGAUCAUAGACAAGCAAAUUGCAAUGUCAUUGGAGAGCUCAUCAAGACAAAAUUUACAACAAUCAAGAGAGUGCACACACCAAAUGAUAUCAUAAAAGAUAUGCUUGAUGAUUAUGGAGUAUCUAUGAGUUACUCAAAAGCUUGGAGAUCAAGAGAAAAAGCUAUAGAAUUGGUAAGAGGAAAGACAGAUGAAUCAUACCAACAGUUACCGAUGUAUCUUCAUAUGUUAAAAGUAGCAAAUCCUAGAACCAUUACUAGCUUGACCACAAACGACAAAGAUCGAUUCAAAUACUUGUAUCUAGCAUAUGCACAUUCCAUCAAAGGAUGGCAACAUUGUAGACCAAUUAUUGUGGUUGACGGAACCUUCAUGAAAUCUUCAUAUCGAGGCACAUUGUUCAUAACAUCUACAAUGGAUGCAAGUAACAAUAUUUUUCCAUUAGCAUUUGGUGUUGGCGAUUCAGAGAAUGAUGAAGCUUGGGAAUAUUUCUUCACAAAGCUCAAAGAAACAUAUGGAGAACGUAAAGCCAAUCUUCAUAUCCAUGGAGAUGAUUUGACUAUAAACUUUGUUAAAGCAGCAAAAGCAUAUACAUUGGUUGGGUUUAAGUACUAUAUGGUUGCUCUUGACAAAAUAGAUGCACGUAUAAGGCCUUACUUAGAAAAAGUAGGUUACUGUACAUGGGCGAGAUCUCACUCACCAAAAAGGAGAUAUACCAUGAUGACAUCAAAUAUAGCGGAGUCUAUUAAUGCAGCAAAUAAAGCAACAAGAAAUUUGCCAAUAACCUUAAUGUUGGAAUGCAUAAGAAGCGUUGUACAAAAAUUGGUUUGGACUAAUGGGAAUGAGGCGAAUGGAACCUUUACAGAGAUAUCAUCAGAAGCAAAAGCUGUGCUGAGAGAGAACUAUUUAAAAUCUAUUAAAUUUGAGGUGAGACAAUACAACAUUAUUUUUUCAGAAGUGAUUGAAGCAAGAUGA
This is a messenger RNA of Cannabis sativa, 1314 nucleotides long. RefSeq lists its product as uncharacterized. Bases 1 to 1314 code for a protein of 437 amino acids. The record is from RefSeq and is a predicted model, not a curated record. Lineage: Eukaryota; Viridiplantae; Streptophyta; Magnoliopsida; Rosales; Cannabaceae. The transcript is spliced from 4 exons.